AUGGACGAAUACCCAGCUGGCAGUCUGGACCAUAGUGUUCCGUUCCUGCUCACACUCGGCACAUCUGGCGAUCCAACUUACCAGUCAGGCCUGAGUGCAGUGCUCAAGGAACAGGCCAUCCUGAUCCGUUCCGAGCUCCCACCUCUCGAUUCAGACCAGGCGCAUGCCCUCUUGCGAUAUAUCCAGAACCGCGAUGCGUCAAACCUGCCCUGUAAUGGCCGAGAUGCGCCAAAGAAGCACCGAUUCCACGUCAAGACGGCCGAGAGGGUAGGUGGACGAUUCCGCGCAAAUGUCUAUCUUGUCCAAGAUAGGGACCUGAUGUUUAUGUGCAUACCUAGUCAAUACUCCUACCGCCUCGCCGCGCGCGCCUCCCAGAUGGACCUCGUCCCCAGUGUGUUACUGUGCUUCUAUACCCUUACUUCCGACCCAACACUUGCGACGCUUAAUGACAACAAAAUCAAGACGGAUGUGAACAACAUCAGGGCCCUUCUCAGCCAGUCCGGCUAUAAAACGCGCUUGGCUGUUGUGCUCUUGAGUGACAAGACAUCUGCCUCAGGUGAUCAUGUGCAGGACCGAUUGGAGAGUCUCCGAAGAGGAUGUGGCAUAGAUGCAAAAUCUUUGUUUCUUGUACCGCCCGGUGAUUCGAAGGAGGAGCUUGAGCGCAUGGCUGAGAACAUGCUGACAACGCUCUACACAGCCUCACUGGACUACUACCGGGACCUUGGGAGGCAUUCACGGAAGAAAAGGGGCAGGGGAGUGGCACCGCAGCCGACGGUACCACCGACCUCGGGCACAUCACAAACACUCUCGCUGGCGGGAUGGAAUGUGCGCUAUGACUUUAAAAGCGCCGUAUUCGCGGAAUAUCGGCAGGAGAUGGAUGUUGCCCUAAGAUCAUAUGAGCAGGCCUACGAAAACCUGCUCAGCUCGGAGCUGAUGGAAGUGAUUCCAAGUUGGAGUCCACGGUGGAACGAGGCUAGGUUUCUCGCCGAUGUCUUGGCUGUGCGCUGUCUUCGAUGUCUGUUGUGGAACGGUCAGCACAGCGCGGCUGCUCGACGAUGGCAGUCCCACCGGGAGAGGAUAGCCGACUUUCUCGACCGUCGAGGUCGGGGCACCGGAAACUAUGGAUGGGAAGCUUGGGAAUCUCGAUGGGCGCUUCUCAUGGCCAAUCUGAUGGAAAAGGCCAGCAUCCCCGAGUUGGCUCCGGUGACCCACAAGCUGUACCUCCAGCCGGAGAAGAAUGUGAUGGGGGAGCGGUUGCAGCCAUGGGAAUUUCUGCAUCACACGGGAUAUUGGUAUCGUCUGUCGGCAAAGCACAUGCAAGCUAGGAGGGACUUUGCACAUGCGAUACCCGAAGACGAUAGGAGGUCUCCAAGCAUGUCGCCGGCGUCUUUUGUGGCCAAAUCAGCGUUUGCUUAUGACACUUACAUGUGUCCGGAUCCUUUUGAAGAGUAUCCUCUACAUCGUGGUGGCUUUGAUCACGGCCGGUUUGUGGUGGAGAGGUUGAUGAAGGCACGUUCGGAGUUUCUCAAGCGGGAACAAGUACGUCUGGCCGCAGAAGUGUCCCUGGAAUGUGCCCGAGAACUCGGCCUGGCUGAGGAGUGGUCCGGCAUUGUCAAGCUGCUGCGUCCGUUGUGGAAAGACUUGCCAUUCAGAACUGUUGAACCAGAGUACGUUCUUAUGGCAGGUUCACGUUUACGUUGUGUUGACUUUGUUGCAGCUUUCCAAAAACGUCCCAACUGGGAGUAUGACAUUACCAAAGCUCUUGACCAAAUCGAUACCGAGUCCAAGCCAAUAGUGUCUCUAGCCGACGGUCAAGUACUCCCCUUCAUCUGGACGUCUUUUCUUUUCCGAGAAGAGGAAGGCAAAGCGGGCCAGAACGUGCGAAGUCAGCUCACGAUCAAGUCCAAUGCGCAUCAGGGGUCCACUCCUGUCUCUCUGACCAGUCUCUACCUCAACUUCAGCGGCAGCUUGGACCGGGUAGUUAUAGAGCAUGAUGAUGCUGUUGCGGUACAGGAAAAGAGGGGCAACACAUCAAUAUCUUCGGUCCCGCUAACGCGCGAUGAUGCCGAGGCCGAAGUCACAGACCUGGGCGCUACCAACAAAAGCGUCAUACUUCAAGGCGCUGCUGACCUGACGCUUGCCCCUGGCCAGACUUUGGUAUUCAACCUUGAAAUUCCAUUACGGGAACCAGGCGAGACGGAAGCUCAGUCAUUGGUGGUGAACCUGGACACUGAGGAGUUCGACUUGCACCAUGAGUUGAAGUUUCAUCAGACGCCAAAAACCAACUUUUGGUAUCUUUCUGGCUCUGCCACGAAACGCAUUGCGCGUCCGAAUCCACUCGCGAUCAAGGUGCAACCUAGGCCACCGAAGCUGGAGAUCAAGUGCCCGGUCUGGAAGGAUCAGUACUACACGGAUGAGGCCAUCGUCCUCGAAUUCGAGCUCACCAAUGGCGAAGAUAUCGAGGCGCUGGCCAAACUUGAUGCUACACUGUUUGGCGAGAAUCCCCCAGCGUUCACUGUUGAUAUUGCAGGCCAUGAGUCUCAGACAUCAUCCAGUUCCCGCAGCGAAGAGAGCAAACUGAUAGGGGCACCCCUGGGCACCAUUGAAAGCUCCAAGACCUCAUCAGUUCAACUUCGACUUCCACCAGUUGAUCGCUCCAGCCAGUACGACCUCACCUUGAAGGUCACUUACUUUCUCCCUACCAACCCUGGUACGCCGAUCACCCAAACUACGACGUUUCAACUCAACAUUGUCAACCCGUUUGAAGCAAACUAUGAUCUCCUGCCGCGGGUUCACCCGGAUCCAUGGCCAAGCUUGUUUGAUGCGGAUGGUGUCCGGAGUGCCGCUCCAGACGAUGACGUUCCUUUAGCCUUCAAGGGUCUAUCUCAGUCCUGGUGUCUGUUGACUCGUUAUGCCUCCUUUGCAUCAGAGCCACUACGGGUGGUAGACAUCGACGUGGUGCUGUCUUCCCUCCCAUCAGUCAGAUGCCACGCAAUCAAGCACAACAAUCUCCCCUCCUCGGGCGAAGGCCGACUAGUCGCCCCCAAAACCAUCGAGGAAGCAGCCUUUGCGCUCAAAGCCCAAAAGGCCUCCCUCGACGAGCGAGGUCCAUCACCAUUGGACGUCUCCCUCGUCAUCAAAUGGUCUCGUCCGGAGGUCUCGGAUCAAAUCAACAGCACUACUUUACCAGUGCCACGGUUCAAUCUGUUUGGUACGGAACCGCGGGUUUUGGCGACGGUCUCGCAUAUGUUUACACCGCACCCGUUGGUGGUCUUGACGGUGUAUAUUGAGAAUGCGUCGAAUCAUCUGUUGACGUUUGGGCUGACGAUGGAGCCGAGUGACGAGUUUGCGUUUUCGGGGCCGAAGCAGACUAGUCUGAGCUUGUUGCCUGUGCAGAGGAGGGGGGUGGAGUAUAGGUUGGUGCCGUUUGAUGAUUUGGGGGAGGUGGGG
Molecule: messenger RNA, 3450 nt
Organism: Podospora anserina S mat+
Lineage: Eukaryota; Fungi; Ascomycota; Sordariomycetes; Sordariales; Podosporaceae
Exons: 3
Source: RefSeq, a predicted model, not a curated record